UCCGUCGACUUCCGCGGCUCCCAGGUGACGCCGGUCAAGGACCAGGGGGCCUUUGGCACGUGCUGGAGCUUUGGCUUCGCGGAAACGCUCGAAGGCCUCGGCGUCCGCCUCGGCCACGAGCUGACGAACGUCUCGAACCAGAUGGUCAUCGACUGCUGCCCGGCCUGCCGCGGCUCGGGCCAGGACGCGUCCUACGACUGGGUCGUCUCGCAGAACCAGGGCCGCAUCGCCACGAUGGACUCGUACCCCUACGCCGGCGAUCCAGGCGAGUGCAAACACCCCGCUCCUUCCGUCCCGUUCGUCGUAUCGGGAUGCGUGCGCUCGCGCGACGACGCCGACGAGUCCGGGGCGCCGCUGCUCGCCGCGUUGAUCGACCACGGGCCCGCGGCCUUUGGCAUCGACGCGACCUGCCUCCAGGGCUACAAGUCCGGCGUCAUCACGAAUUGCACGACGACGGGCAUCGACCACGAGGUCCUCCUCGUCGGCGCGGGCGUCGAGGCCGGCGUGCCCUACUUCCUCGCCAAGAACUCCUGGGGCGCCAAGUGGGGCGAAGACGGCUACUUUCGCUUCCAGCAGGCCGGUCGCCAACUCGGAUUCGGCUCCGCGGUGCACGCAGUUUAA
This is a messenger RNA of Aureococcus anophagefferens, 621 nucleotides long. RefSeq lists its product as hypothetical. The record is from RefSeq and is a predicted model, not a curated record. The annotation marks the transcript as partial. The transcript has a single exon. NCBI's taxonomy places the organism in Eukaryota, Pelagophyceae, Pelagomonadales, Pelagomonadaceae. Gene Ontology annotation, molecular function: cysteine-type endopeptidase activity. Gene Ontology annotation, cellular component: lysosome.